This is a messenger RNA of Benincasa hispida (wax gourd), 1151 nucleotides long. RefSeq lists its product as uncharacterized. Lineage: Eukaryota; Viridiplantae; Streptophyta; Magnoliopsida; Cucurbitales; Cucurbitaceae. The record is from RefSeq and is a predicted model, not a curated record.
CAUCUCCAAUAAUUGAAUUCCAUCUCCACCUCCUCCUCCUCCUUCUUCUUCUUCUUCUUCCUCUUCCUCUUCCUCUCUGUACUCUUGCUGUCAAUCCCCCAUUGUUAAAUCUAAAACCCUAAUUCUUCAAUCAAACUCCUUCCUUCCAUUCCUCCAUUUCCCACUAAGAUCUUCCUUCAUUCAACUCAUCACCAUGUUCCCCCCUUCCUCCAUGCUUUUCCUCUGGUUCUCCUUCCUUUACUUCACCUCUUCAAUGGCGGAUCCUCAUGCUCUGAACUACUACUCACCUUCGAGCUCUAUUUACGAUGUGUUAUUGGCUCAUGGCCUCCCCAAAGGCUUACUCCCAAAGGGUGUCAGGGAUUACGAAUUCAAUGUCGAUACUGGGAGAUUUCUUGUGUUUUUGGAUCGGGAGUGUAAUGCGAUGUUCGAAAAUCAACUGCAUUACGAGACUAAUGUUUCUGGAACUUUGAGUUAUGGUAAGAUCGCCGCCUUAUCUGGGAUUUCGGCGCAGGAUCUGUUCUUGUGGUUUCCUGUUAAGGGUAUUCGUGUUGAUGUUCCUAGCUCUGGCGUUAUUUAUUUCGAUGUUGGUGUUGUUUACAAGCAAUUCUCUCAAUCUCUCUUCGAAACCCCACCUGUUUGUGUCCCUAAUUCCAAGAAUCAACACAGGAAGAUUGGGAAUGGGAAUCAAUUUGUUGAGUUAGAUUCAGUGAAAAUGGCUUGAAAUAGCCAUUGAAACAAUGGGGGAAAAAGAAAAGGCUCAAAGGAGGAAUCUCUAUUGGGUGGUAAUGAAUCUUCAUUGUAUAUGUCAUCAAAGCAUAUAUUAUUAGCAUCUGCUAUAUGGUUCUUUACACAGUGUGUGCUUGAACUAUCUCAUCAUCAUCAUUGGGAGCAGAGAGAGUCAGAGUAUGGGAAUUUGUUGAGCAACUUCUGGUUUGUGUGAUGGAAAGAAGUAUGAAGGGGAAGAAGAACAUUUGGUUCAUUCAGAGAUUUUUUUUUGUUAGAGGGGAAGGAGAUUGCAGAAAGGUAGGUGGAGUUUCAGGUGAAAAAAUCUACACAUUUCUAUUCAAUAAUCUUUAGAAAUUUUGGUGUAUUGUGAAUAUUAUCAUCAUUAUCAUUAUUAUUAUAAUUAUUAUUGUUGUUGUUAUUAUUAC